This is a messenger RNA of Dentiscutata heterogama, 336 nucleotides long. Lineage: Eukaryota; Fungi; Glomeromycota; Glomeromycetes; Diversisporales; Gigasporaceae. The record is from the annotation of a GenBank genome assembly.
AUGAGAGAUCAAGAAACUGAAAAGGAAGAAUUAAAUUUAGAAAGAAAUAUGUCAGCAGCUUAUAAAUUACCAUACAUAUUUUCAUUAAUAGAUUUUGAUCCAGAACUAUUACUAAAAAAAGAAGAUGAUUUUUUUUGGUUAAAACAUUAUUAUUCUGGACUUAAAGAUGAGCAUAUUAAAAAUGAUAUUUUUGUCAAUCCCGAUUUCAUGGAAUGGUUAAAAAUAGAAUUGAAUAAAUAUAUCAAGGUAGAAUUCAUGGAUAAACAAGUAACCAAGGCACCUAAACCCAAUGAUAAAAAUAAGAAACAAAUUAAUAAACAAAUAGAAAAAGAAUAA